Molecule: messenger RNA, 648 nt
Organism: Rhizophagus irregularis DAOM 181602=DAOM 197198
Lineage: Eukaryota; Fungi; Glomeromycota; Glomeromycetes; Glomerales; Glomeraceae
Source: RefSeq, a predicted model, not a curated record
AUGCGUAAAAAAUUAGACCAGGCAAGUUCAAGUUCCCAGAGUGCAAUAGUAGAAAGUGACACGGUGGUGAUUGCGACAGGGCGUAAAGUUAUUAAAUUUUCUGCUGACGGGGAAUUAUUGAGCAUUAUCUGGACUGCUAACCCAAAGGCCGACGAUUAUAAUGAACUACCUACUUUUGUUGGAGACAUCCCAGCACAUCACGAGGAAUUUAUUUCCCGUGUCAUUUAUGGUGCGGCGUCAAUAUAUGGAGGUGAAAUAAAGGUUUAUCCCCAGUAUGAAAUCUCCGGAAGUCAGGGCAAAGGCCCUAAUGUACGGGAUUGUAUCAACUGCUGUAGAUUGGGCUAUAUUGGCCUUGGUGGAGCCUAUCAAGGACUUGUUUGGGUAAAUCAAGUGGUUAUAAGAAUAAAUUUGAAGCAUUUAUGUAAUCAAGGCAAGGAAAUUAAUGAAAAAUCUGCCCUCCCGGAAAAUGCCAGUGAGUCUGGGAAGGCCGAGCUUUUAAAGCAGGUUGCGGAAGAGAGAACCAAGCAUGAAGUUGAGAAUGCCGAGCUCAAAAGUAGAAUCGAGGAGUUAGAGAAAGGUAGGACAGAUACUGUUGCUGAGAAUGGCGGAAGUGGGGAUGACAAUGAGGAGAACAAACAGGAAAUCUAA